Messenger RNA from Anolis sagrei ordinatus, 2858 nucleotides. RefSeq names its product ADP-ribosylarginine hydrolase (gene ADPRH). The record is from RefSeq and is a predicted model, not a curated record. Gene Ontology annotation, molecular function: magnesium ion binding; ADP-ribosylarginine-[protein] hydrolase activity. NCBI's taxonomy places the organism in Eukaryota, Metazoa, Chordata, Lepidosauria, Squamata, Anolidae. Gene Ontology annotation, biological process: protein de-ADP-ribosylation.
UCCCCUCUGGCUCACCCCCCACCCCCCAAGAUUUCUACCUGCGUGGGGGAGGCCCAACUACAGCAGACCCCAAGGCCUCACUUGUUGCUGUUGCUGCUGAGUUUUCCUCCCCAGACUUCUCCUUCAGAGCAGGAUCAUGUGUUCAGGUUUGCUAGAGAACUACAUGGCAGCGAUGGUGCUGAGUGCAGCUGGAGAUGCGAUGGGCUUUUGCAAUAGCAAAUGGGAGUUCCAACGGGAUGGUGAGAAGAUUCACGAUGAGGUGGCCAAACUGGGUGGCGUGAGCAAACUCAACGUGGCCAAUUGGAAAGUCAGUGAUGAUACUGUCAUGCAUUUGGCUACUGCAGAAGCUUUGUCAGAAGCUGGAAAUAACCCGGAUCUAACCUACCUGUAUAAACUCAUUGCAAGAAACUACAGAGACUGCAUGGAUGACAUGUGUGGACGAUCUCCAGGAGGUACCUGCAUGGAACAUGCAGGGAAUCUGGAUCCAGAUAACCCAUCUAGUUGGAUAGCUAACUUUACCAAACAAGGAGGAGGGUGUGGAGCAGCCAUGCGCUCCAUGUGCAUUGGGCUGAGGUUUCGUCACCCGGAACAGCUGGAAACCUUGAUUGCAGUCAGUAUAGAAAGUGGACGAAUGACUCACCAUCAUCCGACUGGAUACCUCGGAUCCCUGGCAGCUGCUCUCUUCACAUCUUAUGCAGUGAAUCGCAAGCCAGCCCAUGAGUGGGGGAGAGGGCUGAUGGACGUGCUGCCAAAAGCGAAAGCCUAUAUCCAGAAGUCAGACUCCUAUGUGGAGGAGAACCUGAAGCAUUGGAGUUACUUUGAAGACCAGUGGAGCAAGUACCUGGAAACCAGAGGCAUUUCAGAUGGGAAGUCCCCUCCUUCCUUCCCUGAAAUUUAUGGUGUGAAAGAAAGGGAUGAGUUUUACAAGUCCUUGAGUUACUCUGGAUGGGGAGGCAGCAGUGGGCACGAUGCUCCAAUGAUUGCUUAUGAUGCCUUCCUUGGCUCGCCUGACUGGACUGAGUUAGCACUUAGGGGCUUCUUCCAUGGAGGGGACAGCGAUUCUACUGCAGUCAUAGCUGCCUGUUGGUGGGGGGCAAUGUACGGCUACAAAGGGGUCAAUGCAAGCAACUAUAAGAACAUUGAAUAUCGAAAUCGAUUGGAGAAAGUUGCUAGGGAACUCUAUCACCUUAGUUUAAUUGCAGAACAGUGAUGUGAUACUUCAGUGUGAAUUGAUGUUCUAAGUGUGGGUAGUAUGUCAAAGUUUGCUAGAGAAAAACAUUGAUCCCCCCCAACAAUAACAACAACAACAACAACUUGUGGGCUUUAGCUUUAAGUAUUGUAAAAAUGAGAGCUUUAGUAAUAUUUCUAUGCUUCUUAAAACAUUAGUUUUAUAUUCAGAUGUACCCUCACUGACAAAAGUCUUCCCUUUACAGGCAACAAGUGGUGUCGGAGGACAGUAUAAAUCUCAGCUACUGUAUUCUAGCACUCUUUUUUAUUUUGCAUUUAUGUAAACAUUGUUCAGUCUGCAAAUAGGCGCCCCCGGUGGCACAAUGGAUUAAACCCCUUGUGCCAGUAGGACUGAAGAUCGCCAAGUUGAAGUUUCGAAUCCAGGGAGAGUGUGGAUGAGCUCCCUCUGUCAGCUCCAGCUCGCCAUGCGGGGACAUGAGCGAAGCCUCCCACAAGGAUGGUAAAACAUCAAAACAUCUGGGCGUCCCCCUGGCAAUGUCCUUGCAGAUGGCCGAUUCUCUCACACCAGAAGUGACUUGCAGCUUCUCAAGUCAUUCCUGACACAAAAAAAAGUCUGCAAAUGCUUACAUUGAGCAAAAAACACCCAAAGGCAGGGAUACAGAAUUUUGUCACAUUGAGAAGGGCUGUUCAUAUGUACAUGCUUCUCCCAUGUAGUAUUUGUAACUCAAAAUGAGAAUGAAAGCCAAACGUCUUUUUUGAUGCCUCUACUGAGGAUUUCUCAGAACAUUUAACUGUAGGUUCAGAAUUUUAACUUCCAAGAAUAACUCUCAAAUCAACAAAAAAGUUUGAGUAAUCCCUUGAGUAUUAGCAGCAUUUGAACCCAAGUUGGAGUGGAAAUACCAUUUGUUGAUGGCUUUGACUCAUAAUAACCAUUUAUUUUGUUUUACGGAUUGCUAACUUGUUGAAUUGUCUUAAACCAGGGGUGUCUCACAUUAACCGGAUGGAAUUGUAGGACUAUAAAUGUAACUUAUGUUGCCCUGACAUUGAAAGCCUUGUGGGCCACAUAAAAUGACAUGGCGACCCAUGGACCUUGCAUUUGACUUUUGUUAAAUUUAUUUAUAUGCUUGCUCUCUUGGAUUUCAUGCUCAUCUGUAAGAGCUGUAAUUUAGAGCUAAUCUACUAUAGUCUUAAGCAUUUAGUUUUAAGUUUUGAUAAUUCAACCUUUUAUAUUUCAUAUGUCUUUAGGGGGUCUGUGAGUUUGGAGCAAUCUGGUAGGAUUGAAUUUGCAGGUUGCAUCUUCUUAACCAGGAGAAGUUUGUUCCUUGCUAUUAAAAAAAUGACCCGCCCAGAAGCUGGGAAAAGUUUUGCACUACUGCUUACAGGGGCAGGUUGUAGGGAACAUAAGACCCCCUCUUAAAGCAGCUCCAUUGGCUACCAGUUUGCUACCAGGCCCAAUUCAAAGUACAGGUUAUUACCUAUAAAGCUCUAUACGGCUCGGGUCCUGCCUAUUUACGUGACCACAUCUCUCCCUAUGAACUUGUUCAGCUAAAACCAGAGACUUUUCUACUUGGUCUACUUUACCUCCACUCUGAGUCCCCCUCUGGGGGUUGAGAAGGGCGGGAUUAAAAGGCUGUAAAUAAAUAAAUAAUAAAAUUGGUCUGACUGAAUAA